Molecule: messenger RNA, 1618 nt
Organism: Salvia hispanica
Lineage: Eukaryota; Viridiplantae; Streptophyta; Magnoliopsida; Lamiales; Lamiaceae
Product: chaperone protein dnaJ-like protein
Source: RefSeq, a predicted model, not a curated record
GACAGCUCAAUUGACCGCGUUAAGAAUAUCGGCUCACUACCUUGUUGAUUAAGCUUAAUCCUUCAAAUUGUUGGACACUCCAUUCCCUUCAAUCAUCUACUCAUCAAUUGAAUUUCUCGUAGCAACUAAAAUGGAGCAGCCGUUGCUUUCAGAUGGUAAGAGGGAGAGCGACAGAUGGAGUUCUUACGAGCAUGUGGGGAGAGCGGGCUCCGCCAUUCCGACGGCGUCCCUCGCCGGAAGCGUAGUCAGCGUCGAUGAAAUUCGAUCGGCGUCGGCUUCUUCCGACAUCUAUCCGCCAUCUCUUCAUGCCCCUUUGCUUAGCUCUCCACAACCUCACUAUCCCAGUGAACAAGUGGUUGGUCAUCCUCAAGACGCUUAUGAUGGGCAUUUUAGAAGGAAUAUUAUAGAUGGACAAAGGCAAGUGCUGGAUGAGGUAGAAAUACGAGAACUUCUCUUAGAUCAUGUUGGUCAUCGUUGUUGUUGGGGUAGUCGGCCAGCUCGAAAUUGGAAUAUUCAAGCAGUGGAGGAUUGCAAUGUCUAUGUGGGAACCCUCGAAACUUUUGCUGAAGAUAGGGAAAUAAUAACUGAGAAGGAGCCAUAUCUUGGUGGUGAUACACAUGGAAAAGAUAAGGGUCCUGAAAUUGGAAUAUGGGAACUGGAUCUGAGGUCUGAGUUUCCUCCUCUAUUUAUUCCUGAAAAAGAGUCGAGUGUCGUAGUUCCUCGAUCAGAAGCUGUUGAGAAAUGCUCAGGAUGUGGAGGAAGAGGAGAUGUUGUAUGCUUGACUUGUAAUGCAGAUAAUAAAGAGCCUGGUUUCUACAAGGAGAAUCAUAUGUUUCAGUGCUCUACUUGUCACGGGAGAGGUUUGUUGGCACAUAUGGAUGGAUCUGAUUCAAUAUGUAAAAACUGUAAGGGUAAGGGAAUGUUACCUUGUGCAACAUGUGGAUCUCGAGGAUUGAUCAAAUGUGAGAUGUGUCAAGGUAGCGGCUCUCUUCUGACACGCAAAGUGGCCAUUGUAAAAUGGAAAACCUUGCAAGCAAGAAAAGUGAGUGCGACCAGUGGGGCAGCGUCUGUCCCAGAUGAAGUCUUCCACAGGGCGAAAGGAGUGCAGCUGUGCAAUACACAAGCCCACCAGUGCACCCCAGCCUAUUUUGCGGACUCGUAUUUCCUCAAUAAGUUCUCGUCAGAGGUGAUUGCUGAAAGGGAUCAAGUAUCUCCAACUGCAAGAGUGAUCUGUGAAAGGCAUAUCAUCUCUGUCGUUCCAGUGACUCGAGUAACCAUGGCUCAAAACCGUAGCUCUUUCAGUUUCUAUAUAAUCGGAACCACCAGAGAGGUGUACUUGAAGGACUCGUAUCCUUCGACGUUUUGCUGGGGGGUUUGCCCAUGCCUCGAGUGGCUGAAGCUGUAGUUUAAUGUCUUGGACUGAGCUGGUUUGAUUGAAGUGAAAAAAAUAGUCAGAAGAUCUCAUUAGUAGUUUGGAGUGUGUUAUCAUUAUGCAACGAACAACUUUGGACCUCAUCUCGUUGAGUUUGUUGAUGUCUUGUACUGGUGUCUGUCAGGCUUGUGUUGUUGUCCGUGUCUCUGUGAGGCUCUAGAGUUUUGCCUUUGUUUUGAUCUUUCA